AAUUUAUAAAAAAAAUAAACAGUAGAAAAAUGAUAAAUGGAUGUACUGCGUAGAUACUGGCCAUUUUAAUGGCUUUUCGAGCUGAAUUUAUACAAAUUUUACAGCUUGUAGCCAUUCAUUAAGGGCAAGGUGACUUAUAACGCCUAUGUGUCUUAUGCAAUGCGUUACAAUAAUAGCUUGUAGCUGCCGCUUAACGAAGGAAGGAAAAUACAUGAGUGAGGUCAAAUGAUUCACGGGGUUAACAAAGUUUACAACGAUAAUACGUAAUUGUGCUGUGUCUGUGAGAGUGUGUGGUGGUGUCAACGGUCGCGAACCAUCUGCGGCCGAACUGUACCGCGAAGUGUCUGACUUAUAACUUAAGAAUUUAUUCCGGUUUCGAUGAGUAAUCGAUUAGAUGAGAUGAUUGAAAGCGUUUCGCGUCGUGCCUUCAGUAGUUCCAGUGGCACUUACAAUGUCCGAGCGUUGGAGCUGCAGAGAGAGCGAAAACUCAACAUAUUAAAUGUUACCGUGCAGUUCUUGGACGACACCCAACACUCUUUUCAAAUUGAGAAAAAAGCAAAAGGCAGUGCAUUGCUGGACCAAGUGUUUCAACAUAUAGAACUUGUUGAGAAGGAUUACUUUGGACUACAGUUUACGGAGAAUGGUGCAUCACCAAACGCUACUAACACAGAAAUUACGCGUUGGUUAGACCCAAGCAAGUCAGUCAAGAAGCAAGUUGGCGGCAAUGCGCAGUUCUGGCUAGCAGUCCGGUUCUACCCUCCAGAACCUUCUAGACUGGCCGAGGAGUUCACCAGAUACCUCCUCUGCCUUCAGCUGAGGAAACUACUGCUGGAUGGCAGGAUGACCGCUCCUAAGAAUACUUUGUUGUUACUUGCUUCAUUCACUGUCCAAGCGGAACUCGGCGAUUACAACGCAUCGGAGCAUCCGUCAGACUAUCUCUCCGAACACAGAUUAGUGCCUAAACAAACUGCCGAAGACGAGAGAAGGAUUCGAGAACUACACAAACUGCAUAGUGGCCAGGCUCCGUCUGACGCUGAGGCGAACUUUCUAGAACACGCGAAGAGAUUGGACUGUUAUGGCGUCGAAUCACAUCCGGCUAAGGAUUACAAUGGAAAGGACAUAUUUAUUGGCGUAACCUCAAUAGGUAUAGUCGUCUUCCAGAACAACAUUCGAGUGAACACCUUCUCUUGGAGCAAAAUCGUCAAGAUCUCCUUCAAGAGAAAACAGUUCUUUAUUCAACUUAAGCGGGAACCUUCAGAAUCCUACGACACAGUUCUCGGCUUCAACAUGCGUUCUGGUCGCGCAGCGAAAGCCCUCUGGCGCUGCAGCGUAGAACGCCACGGCUUCUUCCGUCUCCGGGCCCCGCGGAGAAGGCCCCUUUUAGGAGCCUUAGGGGCCCUGGCCGGUAUAACAGCCCCUACCGUGCCUAGAACAGAGACCCAAGCGCUGGAAGAUGCUAGAAGGUCGAGAUCGAGUAAUAGGACUUUUGUCAGACGCAGCAGUUCCCGCACCCGGUCCCGGUCGCCGGGCAAGCUGUCGCUCGGCGCGCCCGCAGCCCCGGCGCCGGCGCGCGGCGCGCGCGUCACGGCGCACGACGAGCCGCCGCCGCGUGCCGCCUGGGCCGCGCCCGCGCAAGACAACGAAGACGAAGGCGGCUUCCUCGAACGUUCUCUCGCCCUCCGCGUACCCCUCUCAUACGCCGACGACUCGGACACAGCGUCAGAAGUCGCCGAGCAAACCGUCCGGGUUCGACUCUCGGCCGGGGCUGAUGGGAGAUUCGGGUUCAACGUGAGGGGCGGAGGCGGAGCUCCGGUACUGGUGUCUAGAGUGGCUCCGAGAAGCCACCCACAGCUGCAGGAAGGGGACCAAGUUAUAUCAAUAAACAACACGGACGUAGAAGACCUAACCCACGAGCAAGUUGUACAGAUCAUCAGAAACACACGCGGCGUGCUAACGCUCGUCCUCAAACAAAAUGCCGUAUACGAACCCGAAGAAACCGGCCCCGAAGAACCAGCAGUAUGCUUCGUCCCUCUCUGUUCCGGGCAACUGGAAGGAGACGCACUAGAACAGUCCAUGCUCUUACUAGGCGACGGUCUAGCGAGCGGCGCGGCUUUGAAGCAAUAUGAAACGUUACUCAGGAGGAUAGUUGAAGAACCUUGUGCUGCGUCCAGACAUGUCAAUAACGUCAAUAAGAACAGAUAUAGGGAUAUUGCCCCUUACGAUUCUACGCGCGUUAUAAUGAAGAAUUGUUCAACUGGUGACUACAUCAAUGCCUCGUACAUCAAUAUGGAAAUACCCAGCUCCGAUCUAGUGCUUACGUACAUUGCUACACAAGGUCCCUUACCAUCAACCGUGGGUGACUUCUGGCAAAUGGUGUGGGAGUGUGAAAGCAGUUUGGUCGUGAUGCUAACAGUUCUGGUUGAAAGAGGGCGGACCAAGUGUCACCAGUAUUGGCCUAAGGUUGGCAACACUCCUCUUAAAGCGACGAACACGCUUACUGUCCAGACAAACAGUGAGCAGAACUUGGGACAUUACGUAAGGAGAGAGAUGACUAUAAAGGAGACAGGCGGGGCGACUAGGAACAUAACUCAACUUCAAUACACCGCGUGGCCCGACCAUGGUGUGCCUGAAGACGCAGCUGCCUUCAUCGACUUCACUCGAUUAUGUUCGCGGCUCAGAAACCAUAGAGCGGUGAUACCGACCGUAAUCGAAGAGCUGGACGGCGAAGCGGAACGCGUGCUCGACCCUCCAAUGAUAGUCCACUGUUCCGCCGGCGUGGGCCGCACCGGCGCGCUAAUACUUGCGGAAACUGCCAUCGAGCUGCUGACGCGCCGCCAGCCCUUCUACCCGCUCGAGCUGACCAGGCACAUGAGGAAACAGCGCCCCAUGUGCAUACAGAAUGCGAGCCAGUACAAGUUCGUAUGCGAAAGCAUACUAUCGGCGUACAACCAGGGUCUCAUCAAGGAGUCCUCAGAAAGCGGUUCCCCCUGAAGCCUCAUCUUGCCAAUCCAUUUAUGAUGUAAGCUAACUUAUUGUCACAACGAACAAAAACUUGUUGGUCCUUUGUUUUUAAAUGAGAUUAACUGUAAAUGUAAAACGGGGUGACUUUAAAAUGGUGGGGUAGCAAUAUAAAAAUACAUCAUUUAGAAAAUUUUAAACGUAACCUGUUAGUUUUGUAGUUUUAGCAUCUACAUAUUUGAAACGUUUAUAAUUUAAUUUACUUUCUAGUUUGGGUUUGUAUUAACUUAAAACUAAUGUGUUAAAAAUAAUUUCUUAACAAACUACGAAGAUUACAUAUUUGAUUUUAAUUUCACUAGUUAACUCUUUAUUGAAAUAGCCCAUUUAUUUCAAGUCACCCCAUUGUACACUUAAACUUCAUUAAGUAUUAAUCUUCCAACCGGGUUUGAUGAUUUCCUUGCAACGAAGAUUUUAUUUUACAUGCACACACACUGUACUGUCAAGGGUAUUAGAAAGAUAAGUGUCUGUAAUAAACAUAAGAUCAAGCAAGCAAGACUGAAUGGCAAAGUGGCCUUCUAAAGUAGGAAAACGAACGAGGGACCUCAAUGAAGUAUAAAAUAUCGAAGGAAAUUUCAACUGUCUACUGCCUCUAUGAUAUCGUUUAAUAUAUGAAAGUAGAAAAGGUUCAGUCUAUUUUUCGGACCAGUCUAGAAGUUAUAUAAAUACGUACAAUAAUUAUCAUGUUUAUUUUUAUUUCCUAAUUAGGAGAUGUAGGUGUUUUUUUGAAAUAUUUAAGAUUUCUAUUACUACUCAUAUGAAGAGCAGCUUUUAAGAAAAAAUGUUAUUUUGUGUUUUACACAUAAAAGUAAAUUUGAUCCGAGACCGAGAACUUCUUAUUUAUGCCUUUAUGUCUACUAAAUGUUACUGUCAUUAAAAAAAAACUAACCAUGGAGAUACUUUUGUCUGAGAUAAACUCCAUUUUUCUACAAAUUCGAAAAUCAUCUCGAAUAGACAUAUCACAGUAGUUAAAGUAACCUUGCUUUUGUAUAUUUGUACUUAUCUUCUAUCUAUUCUAUCUGUUUUCUUCAAUGUAGUUGUAUCUUGCCUUCGUAACGAAUUUAUGAAAAUUUAAUUUUAAUAACUAGUUUUAGUAUUUAUUGUUAUUAUAAGUUUCAUUUCUUGUGCCAUUCACAGAUAAUAUAUUGUUCAAUUGAGGCGA
Leguminivora glycinivorella is the source of this 4177-nucleotide messenger RNA. RefSeq names its product tyrosine-protein phosphatase non-receptor type 4 (gene Ptpmeg). The transcript is spliced from 16 exons. Gene Ontology annotation, biological process: protein dephosphorylation. The record is from RefSeq and is a predicted model, not a curated record. Gene Ontology annotation, cellular component: cytoskeleton. Gene Ontology annotation, molecular function: protein tyrosine phosphatase activity; protein binding. Lineage: Eukaryota; Metazoa; Arthropoda; Insecta; Lepidoptera; Tortricidae. The coding region runs from base 379 to 2991 and encodes 870 amino acids.